UCAGGGAGAGAAACUGGAAUGAAUUACUUUCUUAAAGGAAGUGGUCAUUCAAAGGCAGAAAAUCCAAGUCACCUGCAAUCUUCUUGUCCACUUUGCCAAGGGAUGGGUUGUGUUGGGUCCAAGAACAGGAAGGGAGAACUCAGCUGGGGUCAGGGAGCGGGGGUAGGAGCAAAUCCCGCAGCGCAGAAUGUGAGACGAACCAGCCCGGGAGACGCGGGCCGCCUCGGGAAGGGCGCAGAGUAGGCCCAGCAUCUCGAAAGGGCUUUGAUUUGAUCCUCCGCGCGGAACAAGUUCACCCCCCUCUCCGCCCCGUACCCAGUUGUCCCCGGCCCUCGCGGGUGCCCGCACAAUCCGUCCUCCUCGUCCACCCCCGGGAGGCCAGAGCCCUCGUUCCGCACUCCCGGGACGCCCGAGGCGGGCCACAUCCUUGCAUCUGCGCCGUCGGAGAUCCAGCAACCCCCACCCCGAGUCAGUCCACCCUCAGCUCAGCCCUUCCAGGUGAUGGUGUGUGGCCACUGCGGCCCCUGGCGCGCAGGUGUGGGCUUCCCAAACUGGGCCGGGGAGGGGGCUUUGGGCAACGUGCUGGCAGCCUCGGCAGACGCCGGAACCAAAUCCGGCACCCUCCGGAAGAAUCCAAACUCCGUGCCCUUUGCUGCUAGGAGCUUAUGGAAACCGUUCCCCGACCGGGUUUGCUCUGAGAGGGAUACAGGGCUAUCUGCAGGCCUGGAUGAAGGAGCCCUGGGCUUUAAGCUGAGCAGGCAAAAAUGGGCCCCUGCUAGGGGCUCUGCGGCUCGCGUGGGGGACCCAGGGGAGCGGUGCCCCGAGAUGACUCUGGCCGUGCCCAGCGGCCCCCAGCCCCGGCCAGGCCGCUUUCCACCCUGGACAUCAUGAGUUACUUUCUAUCUUACUGUAAAGCUCAUGGCGGUGCACUGCUCACCGGCUACCAGGCCCUGCGCGCGGAGGGCUUCCUGUGCGAUGUGACGCUGGAGGCCGAGGGCAGCGAGUUCCCGGCCCAUAGGUCGCUUCUCGCGUGUUCCAGCGACUACUUCAGGGCCCUGUUCAAGAGCCACACCCGGGAAUCCAGGGCGCGCGUGAUCCACCUGCACGUGCCGUCGGCGGCUGGCCUGCAGCGCCUGCUGGACUUCAUCUACACCGCCUGGCUGCCGCUCUCCAUGGACACGGUGGAGGACACGCUCGAGGCCGCCAGCUAUCUGCAAGUCACCGAAGCAUUGGGGCUGUGCGGUCGCUACCUGGAGCGCCAGCUGGCUCCAGAGAAUUCUUGCUUCGCCGCCAACGUGGCUGCGCGCUUCGGCCUGGCGCACACGUUAGGCGUGGCCGAGCGCUGCAUCGUGCGCCACCUGCGGGAGCUGCUGGUGCGGGGCGCGGGCCCCGCGGGGCUGCUGGAACUGAACCCCACGUCGCUGAAGGCUGUGUUGGGUGCCCCCGACGUGGCGCGGGUGCCUGAGACCUGGCUGCUGGGUCUGGCGUUGGCCUGGCUGCGGCAGGAGCCUGAGGCCGAACGCCUGGCCUACUGCACCUCGCUGCUUGAGCGCGUUCGCUUCGGCCUAGUACCUGCAGACGUGCUGCGGCGCGUGUACUCGGGCUCUGGCCUCGUGCUGCCCGCCCGGGUUAAGGGCCUCAUUAUCCAGGCCCUCAACUACCACACUGCGCCCUCCCGCCAGCCGCUCGUGCAGGGCGAGCAGACCAGCGUCCGGAGCCCCCAAACUCGCAUCUUGUUGGUCGGAGGGCGCAGGGCGCGGGAGGCGGUGACCGAGGAGGUCGCGGCCCCACCGCCGGUAGCCAGGGGCAGGGGCGCCAUGGCGGAGCCCGAGGAGGAGGAGGAGGGGGAGGAGGAGGAAGGUGAGUUGGAAGAGGAGGAGGAGGAUUGGGAGCUCACCCAAGACGUGGUGGCCUUCGACGUGUACAACCACCGCUGGCGCAGUCUCACGCGGCUGCCUGCACCGCUACUGGGGCACAGCGUGUGCACCGCAGGCAAUUUCCUGUUCGUCCUGGGCGGGGAGAGCCCUUCGGACGGCGCUUCCUCACCCCUGGCAGGCGGACAGCGGGCCGUCACGGCCCAAGUGCACCGUUAUGACCCGCGCUUCCACGCUUGGACGGCGGUGCCCGCUAUGCGAGAAGCGCGGGCCCACUUCUGGUGCGGCGCGGUGGGCGAGGCACUCCUGGCCGUCGGGGGUCUGGGCGCCGACGGCGAGGCGCUGGCGUCGGUAGAGAUGUACGACCUUCGCCGGGACCGCUGGACGGCUGCCGGGGCGCUGCCGCGGGCGUUGUAUGGCCACGCGGGGGCCAUCGGGGACCGCGGCAUCGUGUACAUCUCUGGGGGUAAGGCGGGGAGAGGCGAGGGCAGCUCGAGCAGCCUCCGGGACAUGUACACCCUGGGCCCUGGGGAGCGACCGUGGAGCAAGAGGGCGCCCAUGAGCACUGCCCGCUUCGGGCACCACAUGGCUGUGCUGCGAGGCGCGGUGUUCGCCUUUCUGGGGCGCUAUGAGCCCUUCUCUGAGAUAGAACGCUACGAGCCCGGCACGGACCAGUGGACUCGACUGCGGCCGCUACCUUAUGAUCGCUUCUGCUAUGGGCUGGCCGUUGUGGAGGAGACGGCGCUGCUGCUGGGCGGCCUCAAGUGGCGGGAUUCGCGGCAGGUGUCUACCCGCAACGUGGUGGGCUACGACCUCGACCUGGACCGCUGGGAGGACAUUGGCUGCGCGCUACCCUGGGCCUGGAACGGCCUCCAGUGUGCAGUGUUGCAGCUGGCUGAGGGUGGGGAUGAGGAGAGGGAGGGAGGGUUCGGAGAAACGCCAGAUUUAAUGCUGGGCUUAAUGGGUUAGUGCAGUCUCCGGGAGACAGGAGAGAAAAAGUCGCGCUUGAGCAGGUUUACAGAGUAAUACGUAGGCUUUUCCUAAGAAUGGGACUCUGGGAGCAGGGCGGCUUCUGAAGUUUAAAUAUGCAAACAAGGGCUUGGCCCAACAGGAACAUAUCCCCUUAAGCUGAGAAUGGGAGACAGGAUGAGUCAAAACAGAAGGAUAUAUGAAUCGGCUUCAGUGAGCUGGAAGUCUAGGAAGACUCACGCUGGACUAGAGAUGGACUUUUGCAAAGAAGAUAUGACCCUGUUUUCCCUCUUAAAGUGUUUCCUUAGGUGCUAGACUGAUUACUUGUGCCAAACAAGGCCAAAAAUGUACAAGAAAUUAUAUACAAAACCUAGAAAAUUGUUAGCUAUAAAAGCUGUAAUAAAUAGUCCGAAAAUAUGGCAUUAUCUGAAUAAAUAGUGAAGGGAAAGUGCCUUCAUUAAAUAGCAUGAAAUCACUGUAAGGAGAGCUAUGAUUUUAUGAUCCAGAACCAUGUUUAUAGUUCUGAUGGUUUAAUAUAAAUGUAGAACUGAGAGAGAAAAAAAAAUCUCUAAGAAAGCACUUGUUUUUGGAAAAAGUAUACUAGGUUAAGUUUUUGUGUCCCUCAUCCUUAAUCCCUAGCCUGCUUUUGCCUUGGCUUUAGGCCAUUCAUUGGUUUUAUCUCAGCAGUCCUGAGCCAUAAUAAUCAGGCUCUUUUGGUUAAGCGGCACAUCUAGCAAAACCCAAACCUGUUUCUUUCAUCUUUAAAUGUUCAUUCUGCAGACAUACCAUAGGUUAUAUUUGUAAAAAAACAACCCCAAAAAACAAUAACUUAUUUUUGGUGGUGCACCCCCCCCCCCAACUUCCCAAGAAUCAACAGAGGAGGAAAGAGGAGUAUGUGAAAUUUUCAAUUUGUGGCAGUUAAGUGGGAAACCAGCUUGAUUUUGCAGGGUCUCAGAAAACAUACUUGCAUACCCUGAACAGCUGCUGCUUCUGGCUUAUACCACCAGUGGAGUGGCAAAGUUAGAACUGAUAACUAGGGAAGGGGGUAGGGGGAAGAUGGCUCUGUGAUUAGGUCUCAAAGAAAUGUGGUGAGGAACUCUGCAUGAAUAAAGUAGGUGCUUUGUAAGGAUUCAUUAAGAGCUAAAUUUAUUUCACUUCAGUUUACAGUGCUGCCUCUCUCCUAGAUUUGAAACUAAUGCAAUAAAAUGUACAGAUAAAUA
Neofelis nebulosa (Clouded leopard) is the source of this 4063-nucleotide messenger RNA. RefSeq names its product kelch like family member 34 (gene KLHL34). Bases 888 to 2843 code for a protein of 651 amino acids. Gene Ontology annotation, molecular function: protein binding. The transcript has 2 exons. The record is from RefSeq and is a predicted model, not a curated record. Lineage: Eukaryota; Metazoa; Chordata; Mammalia; Carnivora; Felidae.